Cornus florida is the source of this 870-nucleotide messenger RNA. RefSeq lists its product as uncharacterized. Bases 1 to 870 code for a protein of 289 amino acids. The record is from RefSeq and is a predicted model, not a curated record. Gene Ontology annotation, biological process: DNA integration. Gene Ontology annotation, molecular function: zinc ion binding; nucleic acid binding. NCBI's taxonomy places the organism in Eukaryota, Viridiplantae, Streptophyta, Magnoliopsida, Cornales, Cornaceae. The transcript is spliced from 2 exons.
AUGUCGAAUAUUUUCAAUCUGCUUGCUUCCUUACUUAAGGAUAACAAAUUACCCAGGUCGAACUAUGUUAAUAGAAAGAGAAAUCUUCACACUGUGCUCACUCAAGAGUGCCCUCUUGAGCUUAGCCCUAAUGACAUCCAGAAGUACAAAGAAAUUGAUUCUAGUGCUGGGAUUGUCAAGGUUAAGGGCAAUAAGCAUGAUAAGUCCAAAGGGAAUUGUUUCCAUUGUGGCAAGGGGGGACACAAGAAAAUGAAUUGUUUGGUUUAUCUUGCUAAGAAGCACUCUGAAGAUAUUUUUCAUUCACUUGUUGCUGGGACAUGUUAUGUGGCAGGAUCUACAGAUACCUUGUGUGUAGAUUCUGGAGCCACUAAGCAUGUUUGCAAUUCAUUGCAAGGGUUCCAGGAAACCAGAAAGCUAAGUGAUGGGAAGAUUUAUCUUCAACUUGCUUCACAAGCAAGGUUAGGUCAUGUUAAUCUAAACAGGAUCCAAAAAUUGGUUAAGGAUGGGCCUUUGGGUUUUUUAGUGGUUGAACCAUUUCCAGUUUGCAAAUCCUACUUGGAGGGUAAAAUGACAAAAAGGCCUUUUACGGCCAAGGGGCAUAGAGCUAAAGAGGUACUAGAGUUGGUGCAUACAGUUGUAUGUGGUCCUAUGAACAUCAGGGCUAGAGGAGGAUAUAAGUAUUUCAUCACUUUCAUAGAUGACUACUCUAGGUAUGGCUAUGUUUACCUUAUGCAUCGCAAGUCUGAGGCUUUUGAUAAAUUCAAAGACUUUCAGGUAGAAAGUGAAAGACAGACGGGUAAAAGCCUAAAAACUCUUCGAUCAGAUCGAGGAGGGAAAUACCUUUCUAGUGGAUUUGAGGAUCAUUUAUGA